UGUAAACAAAGAACAGAAUAUCUUGAUUGUGGUUAUUCAACAGCCAUAGUCCUCGCCUAAACGUAAAAGAGGGCACGCAAGUCGACCUCACGAUUUAAAUCAACCCGAAAUCGUGAAGCGGUCCCCACCACAAUCCAAUGGCCCCAGCCUUCCCCGCACGCGACUCCAUACUCCUCCUCCCCCCUCCCCCUCAACCACCAAGUUUCCAGUCUCUCCGCGCCACCUACGAGACGUCCCUCAAAUCAGUCCUCCGCUCUGUCAACUCCCCAUCCCGCACCUCCACUCUCGACAUCGCGCUACCCCUCCCCUUCCUCUACGGCGCGUCGCGGACGCCACGCUCGGUGCUGUAUCGGCAGACGCAGGAUGCGGUGGCGGGGCUCUACAAGCUGAUCGUGGUGGCUGCGGCACAGGAAGGGGUGGAUAUCAAUCCGGAUGUGGAUGGCGAUGGGGAGGGGCAGGGGGGAGUGGAUGUGCGGAUAUUGCUGGUUGCGGAGCCGAGACGAACGGGGCCGAGGGAUCAGGGUGGGUGGUUUGGGGAGGUUGGGGUAGUGGUGGAGUUGGAGACUCUGGCGCGCAGUGGAAGGCGGUGGGAAGUGGUUUGGGGAGUUGAUGGCGAGGAUGGAGAGACGAUAUUGCGCCGGUUUGUUGAGAAGAGGAGGGAGCUCUCCAGAUUUGCCGUGAGAAGAGUUGGGGGGGGGAUAGUACAAGUUGCAUCCACGGGUGAAGCGGAGGCUCCAAGAGUUGGGUUGGGCGAACGACGGAAGCACUAUGCGUCCGUUGUUGGGGGAACAUUCGAUCAUAUUCAUAUCGGACACAAGCUUCUACUGACCAUGACCGCGUUCAUGGUCGACGAGCUCGAUACCGAUCAACAGACCGAGAGGAGCGUUACGAUCGGCAUCACUAAUGAUGCGCUGCUGGCGAACAAGAAGUACGCAGAGCUAUUACAGAGCUGGGAUGCCCGACGGGUCGCGGUGGAACGGUUCCUCAUCGGCAUCAUGGACUAUCGGCCGACAUCACCAGCAUCGCUCUUAUCGGAGUCGCCCAGCGAUUUACACGUCCAACAUAUCAAUCAACCCGGACCGAACGGCCACGCAUGGAACGUCACUCUCGUCGCCCCAACCCACGCAGCCCAACCCGCUGGAGACAUCACCUUGAAACUCGUGGAGAUCGGCGAUCCUUUCGGUCCCACAAUCACCGAGCCGGGCGUGAGCGUGCUGGUGAUCUCUGCCGAGACGCGGUCGGGAGGUGCGGCCGUCAACCAGAAACGACGGGAGAAGGGGUGGGCGGACAUGGAGGUGCUCGAGGUGGAUGUGUUGGACUCGGGGGAGGUUGAAGAUGAUGGGCGACAUAAGGAUGCGAGCGGGAGAGAUAUGCGGGCGAGCUUUGAGGGGAAGCUGAGUAGCACCGAGAUACGAAAGGAGAGGGCGACGAGGGGGAGGAGCAAGGUAUAGCCUACAGUAGCUGGGAUGGGAACGCACACAAUUGAUCGGUCAUUCCACUAGAUACGAUGCUGAGUUGCCGAAAUAGGUGGUGGCAUGGUGUAUCUUUCCCAACAGAGCGAGCAAGAGGAGCAAUGCGGUAUGUCAUCUGGCUGGGAUGGACUGUUGAAUGGGGGCGGCCGAGGCAUUCGAGAGUUCUCGUUUCACUGUGGAGUCGGGACAUAAGCGUACACGAAGUUGCAUGGUGGUACUUUGGUUGAGUACCUACAUCCUUAGCCUCGCAGGAGGAUGUUCUGGAUGGAACUGAAGGAUGUGCCGACGCUCAACAGCUGGGAAUCAAAGCAUCGGGGAAGCAUGGGAAUGCAGGAAAUGCAGUCUAAGGCAACAAUUACCACUUCCUCGGGCGACAAGGCCGCAAUAAGCGAGUUCGGCCGACCAGACCAGACCAUUCCUUAUAGAGGGGACUUGAUACAGCACCUAAAUGACCUAUUAUUUAAUAAUACAGCACCGA
This is a messenger RNA of Eremomyces bilateralis CBS 781.70, 1950 nucleotides long. RefSeq lists its product as uncharacterized. Bases 138 to 1451 code for a protein of 437 amino acids. Gene Ontology annotation, molecular function: dephospho-CoA kinase activity. Lineage: Eukaryota; Fungi; Ascomycota; Dothideomycetes; Eremomycetales; Eremomycetaceae. Gene Ontology annotation, biological process: coenzyme A biosynthetic process. The record is from RefSeq and is a predicted model, not a curated record. The transcript has a single exon.